CUGUCCGAUGACCUAUCGUGCGACGUGGAGAGACCGAAUCAUAUCUGCGGAUGCACAUGCCGUUCUGCCCCCCAUCAGGCGCAGGCUCGAGCUUUGCGGAGAGGUCACGAGUUUUACUCCACUCAUCCUACUCCGCUCCAUCUCACCUCGCAGUAUCUGUGUGCAAAAUGUCUCGGUGAGCUCUAUCAGGUCUUGAGUAUUUCCGUUUUCAAAUCGGCAACUCUCGACCGUACGUCGCCGACCACCAGGAAUGUGUCCACUAUGCAUAGAUCCCCUGAGGUCAUUGUACAUCCAUCCCUAUAUGUGCGAACCCUCUGGAUCCUGCACACUCCUCGCUUGUCCUAUGUAGCCUCCAUGCAAGUUCCCCAAUAUUCUAGACCCGCAUACUACGCCUCGCGCAACGCUUGCAGCCCUGUCACAGGCUGGGAAAAGUCGUUAUUAAUAUGGAAAACGAGACGCCUCGCGGUCGUCGAUCCCAAACUGCGUUGAGUGUGUAUGCCCGCUAACGUUCCCAACGACUGACCACACCCACUCCCAAAUAACAGCACACACACACACAUGUCAACACAUAUAGACACACACAUACAGAGCGCGAAUGUCCGUCUCUUCCCUUCCCCCAGGGACGCAGCCCAGUC
Periconia digitata is the source of this 635-nucleotide messenger RNA. The record is from the annotation of a GenBank genome assembly. NCBI's taxonomy places the organism in Eukaryota, Fungi, Ascomycota, Dothideomycetes, Pleosporales, Periconiaceae.